AUGACAGCCUUGUACUUGUACGUUUUUUGCACUUCAAGCUUGCUUGAAAAGAGAUUUGACAUCUUUCCUCUACAGAACCGGGCCAUGCAAUCGUUUAUUUACUAUCUCGCACAACAAAAGCAAAGGAAAGACCCUCCGCUCCCCCAUCCAACUGAGGAUGAAAUGUCUCUUUUGAAACCUUUAAAAUUGAUUGACGAGCUUCUCCAGAACGACACGUAUACUUUAAAUGAGUAUACCAGUCUAGGCCCCAAAGCUCCACGUUUGUUAUCAACCGAAGAAGUUCAAAGAAUGGGAUGGAAUCCAGAUCCAAAAUCACCGUCCAUCAAGUUUGCAGAGACGAUUGACACAAGCCCAUCGGACCCAGACCUGCCGACCUCUUUUGACUUGCUUUUAGUGUCAGCAUAUGUGGUGAACAUCUUUAUCACUGCUUGCCAGAAGAAUUGCUUCAUCAACGUAUAUGCUCAACAACUUGACCCUCCAACGGUCCCAGAAGCGCAAAAACUGCUGAUACAUGCUUUGGAGCAUUGGAUUGCUACCCGAAAUCGUGAGGAGUCGCAUCUGGGUGCUGUGACUCGUAACCAAAAGAUUGACCUUCAAUUUCAAAAGAGAAAAAGAUUGGCAAAGCGACGAAAAGAGACUUGUGAUUCUUUUGCCGAAUUGGAGCAAUUUGCUUUCUUGUUUGAGGAUGGACGGCUUUGCUCCGAUGAUGAAAGUGAUGUCAAAAAUCUGAAGAUCAAAACCCGGAUUCCUCUGCCUUUUCGUAGCGCAAAAGCCACCAAGCUGAUUGAGCACAUUGAUUGUCGUACAAUGGAUCUGUACAAGGAUCCCACAACAAGGAAGCCAGGCCCGCUUCCAGCAACUAGAGCACCACCAUCCGAUAAAACUAAGCCUCUUGCCUUCCAUACGCACGUCUCACUUGGGCUUCCUCGAGAUUGCUACAAGGAGAAUGUUCUUCAUCAUCUGAACCAAGACCAAUUGGAAGGAUUGAAAGCAAUGCCGGAUUGCCUCAUCAACAUGGACAAUAUCCAAGGCUGGCAUAGCAGCUCACUUGAUUCUAAUUAG
Messenger RNA from Puccinia graminis f. sp. tritici CRL 75-36-700-3, 1062 nucleotides. RefSeq lists its product as uncharacterized. The record is from RefSeq and is a predicted model, not a curated record. Lineage: Eukaryota; Fungi; Basidiomycota; Pucciniomycetes; Pucciniales; Pucciniaceae. The transcript is spliced from 3 exons. The coding region runs from base 1 to 1062 and encodes 353 amino acids.